Molecule: messenger RNA, 1649 nt
Organism: Cucumis sativus (cucumber)
Lineage: Eukaryota; Viridiplantae; Streptophyta; Magnoliopsida; Cucurbitales; Cucurbitaceae
Exons: 4
Coding region: 55-1536 (493 amino acids)
Molecular function (GO): acetylglucosaminyltransferase activity
Source: RefSeq, a predicted model, not a curated record
UUCUCAAUUUUCUUUCUCAUUACCAAAUUUUCAUUCUGAAUUCAAACAAUCAAAAUGUCCAUUCAAAAUUCAUUAAAACCUUUCAAAUUUUUUGUCUUAAGGCCGAUUGAUGUAUUUUCUCCUCUUCUUAAAGCUGUUCUCGUUCUCUCCGUCGUAGCUUCUUUUUCUCUCUUCUUUUACCUUACUUUUUCUGACCAGAACUCCACUUGUCGUGGCUGUUAUAAUGCACACCGGUAUUCAAACCACCGUAAGAUGAAGGCUUUCGAUGCCGGAGAACAACCGACGAAUAUUUCUCAUCUUGUUUUUGGCAUUGGUGGCUCCGUCAAGACGUGGAACGAGCGACGCCAUUACUGCGAGCUCUGGUGGAAGAAGAACGUUACUCGUGGAUUUGUUUGGAUUGAAGAAAAGCCGGAAUUUUCUUGGCCGGAAUCCUCUCCACCCUACAGAGUCUCCGAUGACACCUCGAAAUUCAACUACACUUGCUGGUACGGUUUUCGAUCUGCAAUCAGAGUGGCUAGGAUAAUCAAGGAGACAUAUGAAAUGGGGUUGGAAAAUGUAAGGUGGUUCGUGAUGGGAGAUGAUGAUACAGUAUUCUUCAUGGAGAAUUUAAUAGAUAUGUUGGGUAGAUACGAUCACAAUCAAAUGUACUAUAUUGGAGCUAAUUCCGAGAGCGUGGAACAAGAUGUAGUUCAUUCUUACACCAUGGCCUACGGCGGUGGUGGAUUCGCCAUUAGCUACCCUCUUGCCACCGUGCUCGUUCAAAUUUUAGAUGGUUGCAUCAAUCGCUAUGCUCAUAUGUAUGGCUCCGAUCAAAAGAUUCAGGGCUGCAUCUCCGAGAUUGGUGUUCCACUCACCAAAGAGCAUGGCUUCCACCAGUUGGACAUAAGAGGAAACCCAUAUGGAAUAUUAGCUGCACAUCCAAUAGCGCCGUUAGUGUCGCUCCACCACCUAGACUAUGUGCAGACCAUAUUCCCAACCAUGACCCAACCUGACUCGCUCAAGAAACUCCACAAAGCUUAUGAAACGGACCCAAGUCGAGCCCUUCAACACACUUUUUGCUACGACACGGUUUGGAAUUGGUCUGUUUCUAUAUCAUGGGGCUACAGUGUUCAGUUAUAUCCAAGGCUGGUCACUGCCAAAGAAAUGGAAACUGCAUUUCUCACUUACCAAACAUGGAGGACAAAUAGCAAUGAACCCUUCACUUUCGAUACCCAACCCGUAAGCUCUGACCCGUGUCAAAGACCGAUUCUUUAUUUCUUGAAUUCGGCAGAGAGAUUGGGCAACCGUCGGUGGCAGACAUUGACCACCUACCAGAGGUAUGUGGAGGAGGCUAGUUGUGACCGCCCUGAUUACGCUCCUGCUUUGGCUGUUGAGUUUUUCAAUGUCUCUGCGUUGGAGUUCGACCGUCGUCUGUGGAGCCAGGCACCACGAAGACAGUGUUGUAACAUCGUUCACGAUAAAAAUAGCAUAGAUGGACAAGUGAAAGUCCACAUCAGAGAUUGUCAUCUCUUUGAAAGCGUUACACCUCCGUUAUAAGAAAUUCAAACACAGCAUUUUAUGUCCAUAUUUCAUUUGUUUAACCCACUGUAUGCAAUAAGAAGAACUAAAUUAAUUAAAAAUAUAAAUAUUAGUUAUUCACAUUCUAGCUA